Messenger RNA from Pieris napi, 3922 nucleotides. RefSeq names its product putative polypeptide N-acetylgalactosaminyltransferase 9 (gene Pgant9). The transcript has 14 exons. The record is from RefSeq and is a predicted model, not a curated record. Lineage: Eukaryota; Metazoa; Arthropoda; Insecta; Lepidoptera; Pieridae. The coding region runs from base 563 to 2413 and encodes 616 amino acids. Gene Ontology annotation, cellular component: Golgi apparatus.
CGCUUCGCCAGUCGUACUCGGCGCGCCGUCACGUGUGGACGUACGCUGCGAACGUAUUUAUCAAGUACGCGAGCUUUCGAAUUUAAGUGAAUUCAUAGUGUCAUGUGCUUAAAACAAUAAGUUUUAAAACCUUCUGGAUUGUGUCCAUCGGCAUUUAAUUCAAGGAACACACGACUUCAUUGGUUUGAGUUCAACUUGACGUCAUAAAUAAGUUACGGUGCGUCGGCGAUUCAAACAAAAAGAUUUCAACAACCUCCUAUAAACAAAGCAUUUGAUGAAAGCUAAAAUGGACUACGUUAGACGAAGGAAUGGCCAGAGAUGAAUUUGAGAACUAGGAAGAAACUUUUAGCGAAAAUAGGCCAUAGUUUAGUUUUAAAAGCCAAAGUCAUGUAAAGUAUAUUAAGCUCUGAAAUCAUCAUAUCUUGUAUCAUAUCAGAGAAUCAUCAUUGGACAUAUCUCAUUAUGCUAGUCACCUAUAUGUGAUUAUAGAUAGUAAACGAUAUUGCUCAAAAUCUACAAAAAGUAUUCCUAGAUAGAAAUUAAUAUAGAAAGUGGAUUGACGAUGAAGUACAGCAUGUUUUUCUUACGGAGAAGGACUCUGAUCCUGAAAGCUGUAUUGAUACUGACAGCGGUGUGGUUCAUGGUAGCGCUGUUGAGUACGAAUGGAGCCACGAGGAAUGCUAUAGGCGCUGCGCCCAUUGAGUACGACGAAGCUGAAGCAAAACCGUUAAAAAUGGCAAAGCCGACAGCCACUAAGAGGAAAAGCGAAUCAUAUGGGAAUAAUCUCUCUGAUGCACGAACUCGGGUCGAUUGGAUCGGUCGCAUCGCUGGCAUCGAAGGGUUAGGAGUGAUUGCCGCGCCAGGAUCGGAUAACGCACCCGGCGAGCUCGGGAAACCGGUUGUAUUACCUAAGAAUAUGACCGAAGAGGCUAAAACCGCGGUCUCCGAAGGGUGGAAAAAGAAUGCGUUCAAUCAGUACGUGAGUGACCUGAUAUCGAUUAGGCGGAAACUACCCGACCCGAGGGAUGAGUGGUGUAAGCAACCGGGUCGUUAUCUAGAGGACCUGCCGCAGACGGCUGUAGUGAUAUGCUUCCACAACGAAGCCUGGUCUGUGCUUCUAAGGACCGUGCAUUCAGUCAUCGACCGCUCGCCUCCGCACUUAAUAAAGGAGAUCGUGCUCGUAGACGAUUUCUCCGAUAUGCCACACCUAAUGCAACAACUAGAUGACUAUAUGUCAGCAUUGCCCAAAGUGCGUAUAGUGCGAGCGACGAGGCGGGAGGGUCUAAUUCGGGCGAGACUGCUCGGCGCCCGAUACGUCACUGCGCCCGUCCUUACCUACCUGGACAGUCAUUGUGAAUGUACAGAAGGUUGGUUGGAGCCUUUACUCGAUAGGAUUGCUCGUAACAAGACAACUGUGGUCUGUCCUGUAAUUGACGUUAUCGACGACAACACACUCGAGUAUCACUACAGGGACUCAACGUCUGUCAAUGUCGGUGGUUUCGACUGGAAUCUCCAGUUCAAUUGGCACCCGGUGCCCGCCAAAGAGAGAUCGAGACACAAACACACAGCAGAACCUGUCUGGUCCCCGACCAUGGCAGGAGGCCUGUUCGCGAUUGACAAAGAGUUUUUCGAACGACUCGGAACCUAUGACAGCGGUUUCGAUAUAUGGGGCGGAGAGAAUUUAGAAUUAUCUUUCAAAACUUGGAUGUGCGGCGGAACUUUAGAAAUCGUUCCGUGCUCGCACGUAGGUCAUAUAUUCAGAAAACGAUCGCCGUAUAAAUGGCGAACGGGCGUUAAUGUGCUCAAGAAGAAUUCUGUUAGGUUGGCUGAGGUUUGGCUAGACGACUACGCUAAGUAUUAUUAUCAACGAGUAGGUAACGACAAAGGUGAUUAUGGUGACAUUAGCAGCCGAUUAGCGCUACGAGAAAAUCUCGGAUGUAAAUCGUUUGAGUGGUAUUUGAAGAAUAUAUACCCCGAGCUAUUUAUUCCCGGCGAAUCUGUAGCGCAUGGAGAGAUUCGAAAUGUCGCCUUCCAAAAGACUUGUUUGGAUUCGCCGACGCGCAAGUCAGACCAUCAUAAACCAGUCGGAAUUUAUCCGUGUCAUCGGCAAGGAGGAAACCAGUACUGGAUGUAUUCGAAGAACGGUGAAAUACGUCGUGACGAAACCUGCCUCGACUAUUCGGGCCAUGAUGUUGUCCUCUAUCCGUGUCAUGGUGCCAAGGGCAACCAAUUAUGGCUGUACGACCCCAACACAAAGUUACUAAAACACGGCUCGAGUGAGAAAUGCAUGGCGAUUAACAGGAAUAAAGACAAAAUUGUGAUGGAGUCAUGUAAAGAGGGUGAAUCGCGACAAAUGUGGAACAUGGAGAACUUCAACGCGGACAGACUCAGUCCAGAACUCCUGGGCGAGUAGCCGGAGGCCUAUGACGAGUUGCUAUUCAUAUAAAGACAUUUUAACUUUGUUCCGUGCUUUGUGCUUGACCCCGUUAGGCCUAUUAAGCUAAAUAUAUUUUUUUAGGGACUUCCUUUACGACUGCAUAUCGUAUUCUUAGUUGUAACGUGUACAUAUCUACUACAUAUUAGAUUUUAUCUGUCUAGAUAAAUGUCCAGAAUACAGAAAUUUUAUAUUUAUAAAGAAUUUAUUUUGUUUUGUCGUUUCGAAGAUUUAUUAUAGAAAUUAGUUGAACUGAAAUUUGUAUGUGAUUUGGAACGAAGUGAACAUUUCGUAAUUGCUGUAUUAAGGAUUUUUAUUAAAACUAUAUAGUAACUAUUGAAAGUGCAAAAGUCGCAAUGUACAGUAUUGUAUUUUAGUUCUUCAUACACUUUUCAACUGAAUACAAAUCUAAUUAUUUUCGAAUUUCUGAAUCAAUUCCCACAUCUUUAGAAAUGAGAAUUUUAAAUUCAAGUCAACUAAGUAGGUCACUUUCUGUCAAAUUAUGUUAAGGCUGCGAAGGAAGGAGACGGCUACUUUUCAGUGUUUUAAGAAUUAGUCGGUAUAUUUCGUCGGAAUUUCUCUUUUGAUAUUAAAUUGAUACUCUUAACCCUUUAUUCAUAGAAAUAUAUUUUGCUUGUGCUCAUCUCUCUCUUCAUCAUAGCAUAAACGCAAUUUGAGUAAUAGAGACGAGAGAGUGCUGAUUUGUUUUUAUGAACAAGGUGGUUUAUCUUAAACAUUCCUCUUUGUGAUAUCUUAUUUAUAUACUUAAUACUGCCAGUAAUGUAUAAAUUCUGUUAUAUUUAAAUAAGUAUAUUAUGUAUUAUAAUGUGCCGUGUUUAUUUUUUUUCGUACCUGAUUGAAAAGUAUUCAUCUACGUUCUAUACUAUAUUCGUCCUAUUGAUUUAGUUAUCUAUUGAUAUAUAUAUAUAAAUGUUUGCUACUAAAUUUACAGCCCGAUUACUUAACAAAGCCGUAAGAAAUGUUAUGGCAGUGAUAUAUACAAAAUGGCCUAACUCACAGUUAUUUAACGACUCUAGGUCCUAUUUAGAAUUUAUUUUUUAGUGUGAAAUUUAUCCGACUAACAUAUCACUAUUACAAACGCAAAAAAAUCAUUAAGUUUAGGAUUAUAGUACGUUGUUGAAUACGACUUAUCAUAUACACGAAAUAUCUUGGUUUUCACAUCUAUGUAUUUUUUUAUUACACAAUUGCAAUUCAUAGAAAAAUUGUUGUAGUAAUUUCGAAAUUGUUGACGUUGUAUAGUUUGUUAGCCAUAACUAAUUAAAAGUAGUGUUUUAAGUAGCUUUACUCUGUACAUAAUAUGAUAUACGGCAUAAAUGUAUAAAAUUUAAGUUAGGAUGUUAUUAAAUGUGCCUUAUAUUUACGUAACGUAUUUCAUGUUAAAUUUCUGUAUAUAAUGACUCUAAAUGUAUCUUGUCGAUAGAUGGCGGUAGUAGUAUUUGUAAAAUAAAGCAUUAUGUUGGAUUUUUA